UCACAUUGGGUGGUUUUCCUUUUACAGGAGGAAAUGUAGAGAAACAAGUUGUAGUUUCUCUUUCGAAAACAAAAUCCAAACCAGUAGCUGCUUUCUACUACAUAUAUAUAUAUAAACACAAAACCCAACUUCUCAUUCACCUUUCAAGAAUCAAAAUCACUUCUUCUUUAAACCUUUCGCUAUCAGAGAAAAUGAGCGUUGAAGUUCUAGACAGCGCCACCAUUGUCAACUUCGUCCAGGACGAAGAAGCCUUCACAGUCUCAGUACGCGACCGUUUUGCUAAUCUUGACAAAGACCAAGACGGUUUACUUUCUUAUGGAGAAAUGUUGAAGGAAUUGCAGAGUCUUAGGGUUUUCGAGACUCAUUUUGGAAUAGAUGUGAAAACAGAGCCUGAAGAGCUUUCUCGCGUUUAUAAUGCUCUGUUUUUGCAGUUCGAUCAUGAUUUGAAUGGAGCUGUUGAUUUGGAAGAGUUUAAGGCAGAGACAAAGGAGAUUAUGUUGGCUAUGGCUAAUGGAAUGGGUUUUUUGCCUAUUCAAAUGGUUCUCGAAGAAGAUAGUCUCUUGAAGAAAGCUGUGGAGAGAGAGAGUCUGCUUCUAUUUUCGCUGCUUAAUUAAAAUUUUGGCUGGUUUUGAAUCAUUAAGCUUAAUUAGUGUGAUUAAGGUUUCUAUUUCUAAUUGCUUGUUUCCUUAGAGUUUUGGAUUGAUUACUGCCUUAAAAAUCUAGAAUUUAUUUGGUACAA
Jatropha curcas is the source of this 739-nucleotide messenger RNA. RefSeq lists its product as uncharacterized. Lineage: Eukaryota; Viridiplantae; Streptophyta; Magnoliopsida; Malpighiales; Euphorbiaceae. The record is from RefSeq and is a predicted model, not a curated record. Gene Ontology annotation, molecular function: calcium ion binding.